AUGAUUUCAUUUCUUGUUUCUUAUACGUAUAUUGUUUUGAUUAUUUCAUUCUUACCAAGUUCUUCAAAGUAUUCAAACGAGUACACUCAAAUUCGGUAUUUCCCACUGUCAAAAAGUGUUCAAUCUGCUGAAAUUACAUCAUGUAAGAAGUCCAAAGCCAAUUUUUUACAAUGGGAUAUACUUGUGAAACGAGCACUUGGAAAAGAAACGUCAAUGCAAACAAUUUUAAUAAAAAGAAGUUUAAAAAUUGCGUUUAGAUGA
Molecule: messenger RNA, 261 nt
Organism: Rotaria socialis
Lineage: Eukaryota; Metazoa; Rotifera; Eurotatoria; Philodinida; Philodinidae
Source: the annotation of a GenBank genome assembly